AUGGUGAUAAAUUCAUCUUUGACUGUCUUGGUACUCGCCCUUGUUGCUAGUGUUAGCUGCCAUCCGAAGAUCACAGGGCGUAUCGUAAAUGGUACCAUCACUGAUAUAGAGAGAUUUCCAUUUGCCGUAUCCAUACGUCGUCCUGACGGAACUCAUUUGUGCGGUUCAAGUAUAAUAGCUCCAAGUUGGCUUUUAACCGCUGCUCAUUGUGCUAAGGGACGCACUGCCAGUGAAACGAAAGUGCAAUAUGGCACCGCUACUAUCGGUGUACAGGGUGAAAAUAUUGCCCAAGUGAAACGCAUUAUCAUUCACGAGCAAUACAAUCCAUCGAAAAAUUUUCUUAAUGACAUCGCCUUGUUGGAAUUGGAAGAGGCUUUGGUGUACAACUAUAAGAACAUAGCUCCAGUUACUUUGCCAAAGCCCAGAUUUGAAAUUCAUCAAGUGCCUAAGGGUGCUCCAGGUGUUUUGAUUGGCUGGGGUUAUAAUGGGACUCAUGAAGAGACACAAGACACUUUGCAUUCGGUCGAUUUGAAGAUCUAUUCCGAUAACGAAUGUUCCCGCAGGCACGAAAAACGCACUACUUCCCAUCAAAUUUGUGCCGGUGUUGAUGAAGGAUGGAAAGGACAAUGUGGCGGAGAUUCUGGUGGGCCAUUACUGUACAGUGGAUCCAUUCAAGUCGGCAUAGUCUCAUGGAGUACAAGACCCUGCACAUUGCCUCCUUUCCCCGGUGUCUUUACCAAGACCUGUUCCGAUAACCGCAAUCGCAAGACUUUUUGCAAAUUCAACUUUAAUUUUUGUUCCGGUAAUAUUUAUUUCUUCACCAUUACCAACGAUUAA
Messenger RNA from Stomoxys calcitrans (stable fly), 837 nucleotides. Its product is annotated as trypsin 3A1-like. The record is from RefSeq and is a predicted model, not a curated record. Gene Ontology annotation, molecular function: serine-type endopeptidase activity. The coding region runs from base 1 to 837 and encodes 278 amino acids. The transcript is spliced from 3 exons. Gene Ontology annotation, biological process: proteolysis. Lineage: Eukaryota; Metazoa; Arthropoda; Insecta; Diptera; Muscidae.